GGGGACCUGAUUUUGAACCAAACUUGGUGGUUAUGAUUCUUUUGAAAUUAACUGCUUUCCACUUAUUUGACUCAAACUUCUUUACUUCAAAUUUUCUUUUACUUCAACAAAUUAAUCAGCAAAACAAAACCGAUCAACUCGGACAACCUAUCUUCCAUGUUGUACCAAAAAGUUUUUUUCUCUCUCUUUUUUAGUCUUUUAAUCUGUAUAUGUUCUUCACUAUACCUAUUUUACUAGUGUAUUUUGUUGGUUAAAAUAGUGGGCGAAAUCAUGCGUUCAACCUCAAAAAUCCGCAAGCAUUCCAAGAAUCUGAGUGUCAAGAAAUGUGAAGACAGGAUCAGCAACUUGCCAUGCAACCUUAUGAGCCACAUCCUUUCAUUUCUUCCCACGAAAAACGCUGUGGCAACUUGUGUCUUGUCAACCAAGUGGAAGCAAUCUUGGACAUCGUACGACAGUGUGGACUUUGAUGAUACAUUAUUGCUAAAUCAUCGCAAGCGUGAUAGAACUCCGUCUCUGCAAACUAGUUUCACAAAUUUCAUUGAUCAAGUGGUGCUACGACAUAGAGUCUCACGGUUAAAUAAGUUCCAUCUCAAGUGCACUCAGAGUUAUGAUCUGUCACGUGUUAAUGCAUGGAUCGCUGCCGCCUUAGUCUCUAGUGUUAAAGAACUUCAUCUCUCCAUUCCAAUGGAGCAUUCUACAGUGCUACCUCAGGACCUCUUCUCUUGUGGAACAUUGGCGGUACUAAAAUUGGGUGCCAAAUUUGUUAUGAACGUUCCAGCUUCGGUUCAUCUACCGAAUCUUAAAAUUCUCCAUCUUCAUAGUGUCAAAUUUUCAGAUGAUGACUCAAUCGAUAGGCUCAUCUGUGGUUGCCCUGUGCUUGACAAAUUGAGUAUGAGAGAAUGUGUGGGGAUAGAUGUACGUGUUGUUAAGAUUUCGGCACCCAUGCUCAGAAGUUUGGUUAUGUCUCAUUUGUAUUUCAAUUACUGGGGACUUAGGCAUGUUCCCAAGCACUCCUACAAGAUUGUGCUCGAGACCCCAGCUCUUCUCUUCCUUGAAAUCUUUGAUGUUGUUGCAGAAGGUUAUUCAUUACAAAGCUUGUGUCAUCUGGCUGAAGCACGUAUUACUAUUUAUCAAACCACCGGCCAAUUUAAGUCAGAUUAUUCUGAAGCUGUCAGUGAUUUUCUCAAGGGGUUAUCCAACGUACAACGUCUAUACUUAUCUAGUGAAUUUAUGGAGGUUAUGCAAAGAGCAAAUUGCCAAAUGCCAAAGUUCCAUUGCAUGACUCACCUGGAGCUUGGUCCAUCUGGGAAAACUCGCCACGUCUUGGGUCCCUUGUCUUUGGGGAGAUUCAGGUGCCCCUAUGGGUCCAGCGCUUGUACACUGUUGGAAUCCACCUCAAAGCGUGCCUUCUUUUAUGUUACUGCCAAACACAAUCACACAAAUUCAUUCACAUUAAAUGUGGAGCCUACACACACUGUAAGCACACAUUUGGACUCACGUUUGAUUUUCGUAUCUCUGGUAAUGGACUUUGUUAGUAGGCUAGCCUCUGGUGAAGCGGGAGAAUUGUUGUAUAUUCCUUGUGGAGUUUUGUCCACAUUAUUUGUGAAACCUCGUUUAGGGGAAAAAAGGGGUUUGAGGGAUAUCUUAUUCUCACGCAGAAACGGAGAACGGGGGCUGCCGUGCGGCUGUUCAACACGCCUCGGCCAGAGAAGUAGCAACAACACGACGGAAGAAGAAAACUUGCUUCAGGUGGGCGAAAUCAUGCGUUCAACCUCAAAAAUCCGCAAGCGUUCCAAGCAUCUGAGUGUCAAGAAAUGUGAAGACAGGAUCAGCAACUUGCCAUGCAACCUUAUUAGCCACAUCCUUUCAUUUCUUCCCACGAAAAAUGCUGUGGCAACUUGUGUCUUGUCAACCAAGUGGAAGCAAUCUUGGACAUCGUACGACAGUGUGGACUUUGAUGAUACAUUAUUGCUAAAUCCUCACAAGCGUGAUAGAACUCCGUCUCUGCAAACAAGUUUCACAAGUUUCAUUGAUCGAGUGGUGCUACUACAUAGAGUCUCACGGUUAAAUAAGUUCCAUCUCAAGUGCACUCAGGGUUACGAUCUGUCAAAUGUUAAUGCAUGGAUUGCUGCCGCCUUAUUGUCUAGUGUUCAAGAACUUCAUAUCUCCAUUCCCAUGAAGCAUUCUAUAGUGCUACCUCAGGACCUCUUCUCUUGUGGAACAUUGGUGGUACUAAAAUUGGCUGCCAAAUUUGUUAUGAAUGUACCAGCUUCGGUUCAUCUACCGAAUCUUAAAAUUCUCCAUCUUCGUAGUGUUGAAUUUUCAGAUGAUGAGUCAAUCGAUAGGCUGAUCUGUGGUUGCCCUGUGCUUGACAAAUUGAGUAUGAGAGGAUGUGUUGGGAUAGAUGUACGUGUUGUAAAGAUUUCGGCACCUAUGCUCACAAGUUUGGUUAUGCAUUAUUUGUAUUCCAAUUACUGGGAAAUUAGGGAUUUUCCCGAGCACUCCUACAAGAUUGUGCUCGAGACCCCAGCUCUUUUGUUCCUUGACAUCAUGGAUAAGGUUGCAGAAGGUUAUUCAUUACAAAGCUUAUGUCAUCUGGCUGAAGCUCGUAUUACUAUUUUUCAAACCACCGACCAAUUUGAGUUAGAGUUUGAUUAUUCUGAAGCUGUAAGUGAUUUUCUCAAGGGAUUAUCCAACGUACAACGUCUAUACUUAUCUAGUGACUUUAUGGAGGUUAUGCAAAUAGCAAAUUGCCGAAUGCCAAAGUUCCAUUGCAUGACUUACUUGGAGCUUGGUCCAUCCGGGGGUGAUACUGUGGUAUGGGCAUUGUUGACAGAGUUGCUAGAAAACUCGCCACUUCUCGGGUCCCUUGUGUUUGGGGAGGUAGAUUCCGGUGACCCUAUAGGUCCAGAGCUUUUACACCGUUGGAAUCCACCUCAAAGCGUGCCUUCUUGUUUGCUCUUUCACCUCAAGGAGAUAGAGUUUAAGUUCUUUGAAGGGGAGAAUUAUGAGCUGGAACUGUUGGAUUAUUUUCUGAACAACGCAAAAGUUUUGGAGAAGGUGAACGUGUGUCAUCACAAUCGACACAGAAACUGGAGCCAAACAUUUUACACCAUGACAAGAGCUGAAGGUUUUAAGAAAAUGUGGAUGAUGUGAAAGGCUCAAGGACCACUCAGAUUGCAAUCCCGUAUUAUCUGGUUUGUUUUUGGUAUUUCCAGUUGCUCUUGUCAAAUUAGCUUGUGAAAAUCAUUUCGCUACCGUGAUGUUGGAUGCGGAAUUGUGACAG
Molecule: messenger RNA, 3286 nt
Organism: Rhododendron vialii
Lineage: Eukaryota; Viridiplantae; Streptophyta; Magnoliopsida; Ericales; Ericaceae
Exons: 9
Coding region: 271-3156 (961 amino acids)
Molecular function (GO): protein binding
Source: RefSeq, a predicted model, not a curated record